Messenger RNA from Caenorhabditis angaria, 304 nucleotides. Lineage: Eukaryota; Metazoa; Nematoda; Chromadorea; Rhabditida; Rhabditidae. The record is from the annotation of a GenBank genome assembly.
AUGCGAUUGCUCAUAUUAGCUGCUUGUCUAUUUGGCCUAGUUUUAGGCCUGGUCCAGGACGAGUCGCAAAGAUUUUUCGAGCAAGAAGAUGAGGCCCAAGAUGAGCUGGAAGUAGGCCCAGUAGGCCCACCAGGCCCGAUUCUAGUGGCCCCCGAGCCUUUGCCCGGAAUUCUACACGCCAAACCACCAGGCUUCGGACCAAAAACUUUCAAGGUAGGAUUUUUCAGCCUGAAAUUCCGGCUGAAAAUUCGAACAUUUUCAGAGAUCAAGAUGGCAGGGAGUUUCUCGACGAAAAGAUGAAUAA